AAGAAUCGACUGUCUCCCGAUCUCAAGCUGCGAUGCUGGUUGCUGCCUUCGCUGGAUCCCUCUCCCUCUCGAUCGGCGCCUCCGCCGCCCCGCGGUCGCGCUCCGCCGUUAACAUGCAGGUCGCGGCGGAGGCGCAGGUGGCGCAGCCGGUCGCGCUCGCAAAGGCCGCCGACGAGGCGCGCGGCCUCGCCAUCGACUCCAUCUCCAAGGCGCACUCUGGCCACAUGGGCCUGCCGCUCGGCUGCGCAGAGGUGGGCGCGGUCCUGUGGGGCCAGGAGAUGUCCUACAACCCGGACGACCCCACCUGGCUGAACCGCGACCGCUUCAUCCUCUCGGCGGGCCACGGCUCCAUGUUCCUCUACUCGUGGCUCCACAUCGCGGGCUACGACCUCCCCAAGGAGGAGGUUUCGAACUUCCGCGUCAAGGACUCCAAGACGCCCGGCCACCCAGAGUGGCAGGGCAUGCACCCGCACACGCCGGGCAUCGAGUCGACCACCGGCCCGCUCGGCCAGGGCAUCGGCAACGGCGUUGGCAUGGCGGCGGCCGCCAAGCAGGCGGCGGCGACCCUCAACACCGCCGACCACACCAUCAUCGACCACCACGUCGUCGUGCUGUGCGGCGACGGCUGCCUGCAAGAGGGCGUCGCCAACGAGGCGGUCGCCUUCGCGGGCCACGAGAAGCUGGACAACCUCAUCCUGAUGUACGACUCGAACGGCGUGACCCUCGACAAGAUGGCGGAGCACACCCAGUCCGAGGACGUGUCGAUGCGCUUCGAGGCGCAGGGCUGGGAGGUGCUCGAGGUUGACGGACACGACAUGGACGCCAUCACCAAGGCGUACCGCUACGCCAAGGACUCGGACAACGGCAAGCCGACCCUCAUCGUGUGCAAGACCAUCAUCGGCAAGGGCAUCGACGAGAUCGCGGGCACCUGCGCGGCGCACGGCGAGGCGGGCGUCCAGUACCAGGACUCUGGCCGCGAGGCGCUCGGACUGCCGGCGGACGAGAAGUGGUACGUCUCGCCCGACACGUACGACUACUUCAAGUCGCACAAGGCGGAGCUGGUCGCCAAGUACGACGAGUGGCAGGAGACCUUCAAGGCGUGGAAGGCUGCCAACGCCGACAAGGCGGCGAUGCUCGAGAAGCCGGCGCCGAGCGCGGAGGAGCUGAUGGCUAAGAUGGGCGGCUUCGAGGUCGGCUCGGGCGUCGCCACGCGCAACGCGGGUGCCGAGGUGCUGCAGCCGAUUGCGCAGGAGAUGCCCUUCUACCUGUCGGGCUCGGCCGACCUGCACGGCUCCAACAAGAACUACAUGAAGGGCGUCGGCGACUUCUCCAAGAACAACUACGCCGGCCGCAACUUCUACUACGGCAUCCGCGAGCACGGCAUGGGCGCCAUCCUCAACGGCAUGGCCUUCUACGGCCUGCACACCGUCUCGGGCUCCACCUUCCUCGUCUUCUCGGGCUACAUGAUGGGCUCGGUCCGCGUGGCCGCCCUCUCGGGCCUCCCCGUUUCGUACAUCUGGACGCACGACUCGAUCGGAGUCGGCGAGGACGGCCCGACGCACCAGCCGGUCGAGGUGGUCGCCGGCUUGCGCGCGAUGCCCAACCUGGACGUGAUGCGCCCGGGCGACGCCGAGGAGACUGCCGCCGCGUACGCCUCGUCGGUCACCCGCCCCGACGGGCCCACCGCGCUCAUCCUCUCGCGCCAGAACCUCGCCGUGAUCGACACGUGCUCGGCGGAGGAGAAGCGCGCCGGCACGCUCAAGGGCGGCUACGUCGCCAAGAAGGAGGAGGGCGAGCUGGAGGGCAUCCUGAUCGGUGUCGGCUCCGAGCUGGAGCUGGCGAUCAACGCGGCCAAGGAGCUCGGCAAGGGCUGGCGCGUCGUCUCCAUGCCGUGCGUCGAGGCGUUCGAGCGGCAGAGCGCCGAGUACAUCGAGUCGGUGCUGCCCAAGGCGAUGAAGGCGAAGACCACCGCCGCCGAGGCGGGCUACACCGCUGCGUGGUACAAAUACGCCGACAAGGUGCUCGGCGUCGACUCCUUCGGCCUCUCCGCGCCGGGCGACGAGGUUUUCGAGGCGAAGGGCCUGACGGUCCCGGCGUUGGUCGCCCUCGCCAAGUAGGCGGGUGAGCCAAAGGGCGGGUUGAACGAUUCCGCCGCCCUCGCCGCCGCCCCAGCCCCACGUUGUGCUGCGCCUCUACCGUGCGCGCGCAUAUCUGAGUUCUGUGCUGAGCGUGUCGUUGUGUGUGGGCUAUAUGAUCUAGCAUGAUUGUUAAGAAAGCGCAAAUAUGUUAAGAAA
This is a messenger RNA of Emiliania huxleyi CCMP1516, 2294 nucleotides long. RefSeq names its product plastid transketolase. Gene Ontology annotation, biological process: pentose-phosphate shunt. Gene Ontology annotation, cellular component: cytosol. The record is from RefSeq and is a predicted model, not a curated record. The coding region runs from base 33 to 2117 and encodes 694 amino acids. The transcript has 6 exons. Gene Ontology annotation, molecular function: transketolase activity. Lineage: Eukaryota; Haptophyta; Isochrysidales; Noelaerhabdaceae.